AUGGCCGAGUCCGCGGAGCUGGAGGGGGCCCUCCCAGGUCCCCAGGGGCCGUCUGAGGCCCCAGUGCCUCUGGCAGAGAAACCUGGCGAGCCGGGGGCCGCGGGCCGGAGGGCGGAGCGGCAGGAGUCCAGCGAGGGCGCCGCGGAGGCGCCGAGGGGCGAGGGGGCGGGCGCAGCAGCGACGGUCGCGGUGAACCAGGCAGAAGGCACCGAUCCGGACGCAGGGCGCGCGAGCGAGCCGGAGCCGGGCGCGGACAGUGGCCCGGGGGCCGAGACGCAAGGCGCGAGGGCAGCGCAGGGCGAGGCGGAGACCGAGGAGGGCGCCCCGGGGUGCGCCGAGGUCCCCCAGGGAGAGGAGGCUAGCGGCGCAGAGCAGGUGGAGGAGGCGAGCUCCGGCCGCGGCACGCAGGGCGAGGCCUCGAGGGAGAUUCAGGGGGAUCCCGGGGAGACCGAGGUCCCCGGGGCGAAGGAGAAAGCGGAGCAAGGGCCAGAGGAACCCGGAGGCGGCACGCCGGGGGCUCAGGGGGCCAGCAUGGAAGCCUCGGGGCAAGUGGGAGGGGCGCUCGGGGCGGAGGGUGAACCCCGGGACGGAGGGGAUCUCAGCUCCCCGCCCCAGGUCGAGCCCACCGAGGCCGCGGCGGCGGAGAUUGGGGGGUGCGGCCCCGGGGAGCUUGCAGAGGAGCCUGGGGGUGCAGCGGCGGGCGCCGCCGCCGACGAGGCGGGGGCGUCGGGGACAGAGGAGUCGGAGGAAGUGGCCCCCGGGGACUCAAGGGCGGAAGCUGUCGAGGACGGGGACCAGGGUGAACUCCAAGAGGAGAUGGAGGAGGCCGAGGAGGAGAGGCGAGAGCGCGGCCCGGAGGUGCCAGGCGAGCCGGUUGCAGCCGGGGUCGAGGAGGAGCCCCCAGACAGCAGCAGCGCGCGGGCAGAGGCGGCCGCUCCAACCCGGGCGGCGGAGCCCGAGGCCGAGCUCAGCAACCACCUGGCGGAGGAGGGCAGCUUCGAGGGCCGGGAGGAGACGGAGCGGGUGAAUGGCGGAGGAGAGGAUGGCGAGACGUCAGAAGAGGGGGCCCCGAGGCAGGAGCACGACAUCACCCUCUUCGUGAAGGCUGGUUACGAUGGUGAGAGUAUUGGGAAUUGCCCGUUCUCCCAGCGCCUCUUUAUGAUUCUUUGGCUAAAGGGCGUUAUAUUUAAUGUGACAACAGUGGACCUGAAGAGGAAACCCGCAGACCUGCAAAACCUGGCUCCUGGAACAAACCCUCCCUUUAUGACUUUUGAUGGUGAAGUCAAGACGGACGUGAAUAAGAUCGAGGAGUUCUUAGAGGAGAAACUAGCUCCCCCGAGGUACCCUAAGCUGGGGACCCAACACCCUGAAUCUAACUCUGCAGGGAAUGAUGUGUUUGCCAAAUUCUCCGCAUUUAUAAAAAACACCAAGAAGGAUGCGAACGAGAUUUAUGAGAAGAACCUGCUGAAGGCCCUGAAGAAGCUGGAUAAUUACUUAAAUAGCCCUCUGCCGGAUGAAAUCGAUGCCUACAGUACUGAGGACAUCGCUGUUUCUGGAAGGAAGUUCCUGGAUGGGGACGAGCUCACACUAGCUGACUGUAACCUCUUACCCAAGCUCCACAUUAUAAAGAUUGUGGCCAAGAGAUACAGAGAUUUUGAAUUUCCUUCUGAAAUGACUGGCAUCUGGAGAUACUUGAACAAUGCUUAUGCUAGGGAUGAGUUCACGAAUACGUGUCCAGCUGACCAGGAGAUUGAACAUGCAUAUUCAGAUGUUGCAAAAAGAAUGAAGUGAAGCCAGAGUGUUUUCCGUCUUAUUUUCAGCUGUUUGAGCUAGGCUGUGAUACGAGUGUGUUCUUUGUGAGUGUA
Enhydra lutris kenyoni (northern sea otter) is the source of this 1865-nucleotide messenger RNA. RefSeq names its product chloride intracellular channel 6 (gene CLIC6). The record is from RefSeq and is a predicted model, not a curated record. Gene Ontology annotation, cellular component: plasma membrane. Bases 1 to 1791 code for a protein of 596 amino acids. Gene Ontology annotation, molecular function: D2 dopamine receptor binding; D3 dopamine receptor binding; D4 dopamine receptor binding. The transcript has 6 exons. Lineage: Eukaryota; Metazoa; Chordata; Mammalia; Carnivora; Mustelidae.